AUGGAAGUUGGAAUGAGUUGGAAGAAGAUCUUCUCCGCUCAAAAAUUAUUGCCUAUAUUUUCUGUUAUUGAAACUAGAAGAAGUGUUGGGGGAAAUCCGGCGUUUGGGGAGAAGUUCGCAAAAUCUCAAAACGAAGGGACAUAUGUAACGGUUAUUAUAGUCCCUGUAGUGAAAGCUUCAUUAAAAAACUACCAAUAA
Molecule: messenger RNA, 198 nt
Organism: Acaulospora colombiana
Lineage: Eukaryota; Fungi; Glomeromycota; Glomeromycetes; Diversisporales; Acaulosporaceae
Source: the annotation of a GenBank genome assembly